Molecule: messenger RNA, 375 nt
Organism: Bipolaris oryzae ATCC 44560
Lineage: Eukaryota; Fungi; Ascomycota; Dothideomycetes; Pleosporales; Pleosporaceae
Exons: 4
Coding region: 1-375 (124 amino acids)
Molecular function (GO): heme binding; oxidoreductase activity, acting on paired donors, with incorporation or reduction of molecular oxygen; iron ion binding
Source: RefSeq, a predicted model, not a curated record
AUGGCUAUAUUCCCCUUUGUUACGGUUACAAAUAUAGAGGCUACCUCAAGGCUUUACGAAGCAAGAUUUACUGGCCAAGGCACUCUUACUUCUGGCAAACGAGUCUGCAUUAAUGGAACCCUUAAGAGAAGAAAUUUAGUGAUGUGCCGUAUUGCAAUAAGGGACAUAGACCUGGACAAUGAGAGUAUCAAAAUCCAACAGGGUCCAUACGUUAUGAUCGACUAUACCACCACAAAGGAUCCAGUUGCCUUCCAGAAUCCUGAUAGAUUCGAUAUAUGCCGCUGGAUACGCGCGCGGGACGAUCCUGUAUUCGCUCACAAGGCUCUGCUUGUUAGUAAAUUCAGGGACGAAUAUCAAGCCGCAGAAGGAAAGUAA